CGAUCCGAACGGCAGGUCAAUGUCACCCUGAACGCCAUGGAAGGUUCCAACGGAUUCGGGAUCGAUUCCAUCCUGUCGCAUCGAUCCGGGAGCCCGGCCCUGCCCAAAGGGGACUCGCUGAUGGGCGAAGGCCGGUCCCCUCUGGAACUCAGCCCCCGCUCGGAGAUCAGCAGCGGCUGCCCGUCGCCUCACUCGCCCGGGAGGGACUGCUUGGAGGCUGUAGCCCAUAGACAAGGUGUGGCAGCCGUGGGCCUGGAGGCUCACCUGCCAGGGGGGCAGAUCUCAGCCCCUUCCCAAUCCAGAACAGUGACCUCCUCCUUCUUAAUCAGGGACAUUUUGGCCGAUUGUAAGCCUUUGGCCGCCUGCGCACCUUAUUCGAGCACCAAUGGACAGAGCCCACAAGAGACGCAGGUUCGAAUCCCCACUAAGGCCGGCGAGGAUUUUCGAGAGAAGAUGGACAAGAGCAGCAGCAAUUCCUCUUCGGAUUCGGAAUACAAAGUGAAAGAAGAAGGGGACCGAGAGAUUUCCAGCUCCAGGGAAAGCCCUCCGGUGCGGCUGAAGAAACCCCGGAAAGCGCGCACGGCCUUCACGGAUCACCAGUUGGCACAGCUGGAGCGGAGUUUCGAGCGGCAGAAAUACUUGAGCGUGCAAGACAGGAUGGAGCUGGCCGCCUCGCUCAACCUCACCGACACCCAAGUGAAGACGUGGUACCAGAACAGAAGGACCAAGUGGAAACGGCAGACGGCGGUGGGCCUGGAGCUGCUGGCCGAAGCCGGGAACUACUCGGCCCUGCAGCGGAUGUUCCCGUCGCCCUACUUCUACCCGCAGAGCCUGGUGUCCAACCUCGACCCGGGCGCGGCCCUCUAUCUCUACCGCGGGCCCAGCGCGCCCCCGCCGGCGCUCCAGCGGCCGCUGGUGCCGCGCAUCCUCAUCCACGGACUUCAAGGGGCCAGCGAGCCCCCGCCGCCUCUGCCCCCCCUGGCAGGGGUGCUGCCCCGGGCGGCUCAGCCGCGGUGA
Messenger RNA from Elgaria multicarinata webbii, 1017 nucleotides. RefSeq names its product BarH like homeobox 1 (gene BARHL1). Gene Ontology annotation, biological process: regulation of DNA-templated transcription. NCBI's taxonomy places the organism in Eukaryota, Metazoa, Chordata, Lepidosauria, Squamata, Anguidae. The transcript is spliced from 3 exons. Bases 37 to 1017 code for a protein of 326 amino acids. The record is from RefSeq and is a predicted model, not a curated record. Gene Ontology annotation, molecular function: DNA-binding transcription factor activity, RNA polymerase II-specific; DNA binding.